AUGCAGCACAUAAUCUUACAAAUUGACACUUACAAAAUAGUUACAUUGUCAUGCAGCACAAUACACCACACCACGGCACACGUGCUGCUAAAAGCCGGUACGACAAACCGUGACGCGGAAACGCCGAAAGCUUACGGCAAAGCGACCGACGGCGAGGCGGCCGACGGCGAGGCGGCCGACGGCGAGAUGGCCGACGGCGAGGCGGCCGACGGCGAGGCGGCCGACGGCCAGGCGGCCGACGGCGAGGCGGCCGACGGCGAGGCGGCCGACGGCGAGGCGGCCGACGGCGAGGCGGCCGACGGCGAGGCGGCCGACGGCGAGGCGGCCGACGGCCAGGCGGCCGACGGCCAGGCGGCCGACGGCGAGGCGGUCGACGGCGAGGCGGUCGACGGCGAGGCGGCCGACGGCGAGGCGGCCGACGGCAAAGUGGCCGACGGCGAGGCGGCCGACGGCGAGGCGGCCGACGGCGAGGCGGCCGACGGCGAGGCGGCCGACGGCGAGGCGGCCGACGGCGAGGCGGCCGACGGCGAGGCGGCCGACGGCGAGGCGGCCGACGGCAAAGCGGCCGACAGCGAGGCUGCUGACGGCGAGGCGGCCGACGGCGAGGCGGCCGACGGCGAGACGGCCGACGGUGAGGCGGCCGACGGCAAAGCGGCCGACGAAUCCAAGAACCUGCCCAGCACACCCACCUGGCGAUUGUGA
Molecule: messenger RNA, 702 nt
Organism: Volvox carteri f. nagariensis
Lineage: Eukaryota; Viridiplantae; Chlorophyta; Chlorophyceae; Chlamydomonadales; Volvocaceae
Exons: 3
Coding region: 1-702 (233 amino acids)
Source: RefSeq, a predicted model, not a curated record